This is a messenger RNA of Cynara cardunculus var. scolymus (artichoke), 883 nucleotides long. RefSeq names its product glutamate receptor 3.1-like. Gene Ontology annotation, cellular component: plasma membrane. NCBI's taxonomy places the organism in Eukaryota, Viridiplantae, Streptophyta, Magnoliopsida, Asterales, Asteraceae. The record is from RefSeq and is a predicted model, not a curated record. Bases 84 to 785 code for a protein of 233 amino acids. The transcript has 3 exons. Gene Ontology annotation, molecular function: signaling receptor activity; ligand-gated monoatomic ion channel activity.
UUUUUAUUGGACUUGCARUUGCAAUUCUGGAAUACCGUGUUAGCAACCCAAAAUUCACAUCCCCAUUCUAUCAGAAACUAAUAAUGGUCAUCUGGUUUCCGAUUUCGACAUUCUUUUUCCAUGAAGGAAAGAUACUUAAUAGGUGCUCCAAAAUUGUGCUUGUUAUUUGGCUAAGUAUGAUUUUCAUAGUAGUUCAGAUUUUCACAGCAACUUUAUCUUCAUGGUUGACACUAGAUCAGCUACGUCCCAGAUUGCCCUCGAGUUUCGAAAAUGUUGGAUAUCAAGAUGGUUCCUUUUUAAAAGAUCUUAUAGCGCAAAAAUCCAAUUAUUCUGGGAGGAAUAUAGUGCCCCUAAAAGGCGUUGAAGAAUUUAAAAAUGCUUUGUCCAAUGGCAGUGUAAAUGCCAUCUAUGAUGAACUUCCUUACAUCCAACUCUUUCUUGCUAAGUAUGGCUCUGAUUACAUGAAGUUUGGACCAAUAAACCAAGAAUCUGGAAUUGCAUUUGCAUUCCCUCGUGGAUCUCCUUUAUUACAGAACUUUUCUAGGGCAGUCAUAAAUGUCACAGAAAGUGAACUUAUGAUGGAAAUGAAGACAAAAUAUCUUGGGUUCUCUACUCUUGAUAAAUCACAACAAAAUCAAGCCCUUCCACAAAGUCUUGAUGUUCAGAGCUUUAUUGGAUUGUUCAUAUUCAUGGGGAGUGUGACUAUAGUUGCAGUUAUCUGGUCAGAAAUCUCCCUUAGGAGGAGAAACAACAAAAUCCUUCCCCUGACAUCAACAGAUAAUUAAAUGCAUCUCCGACAUACUACGAAUUGCUUUGGGAAACCGAUUAAAAGGAAUCAGAAUCCAAACUGCAGGCAUGUACUGCAAACCCAAAUAGGAAGUUU